Molecule: messenger RNA, 4056 nt
Organism: Taeniopygia guttata (zebra finch)
Lineage: Eukaryota; Metazoa; Chordata; Aves; Passeriformes; Estrildidae
Gene: PIP4K2B
Product: phosphatidylinositol-5-phosphate 4-kinase type 2 beta
Biological process (GO): phosphatidylinositol phosphate biosynthetic process
Cellular component (GO): plasma membrane
Molecular function (GO): 1-phosphatidylinositol-5-phosphate 4-kinase activity; 1-phosphatidylinositol-4-phosphate 5-kinase activity
Source: RefSeq, a predicted model, not a curated record
CGGUCGGGUCCGCCAUGGCCGCGAACUGCGCGGGGGCCGCGGGGACGGCGGCGGCGGCCGUGGGCUCGGCCGUGGGCUCGGCCCUGAGCGCCAGCAAGACCAAGACCAAGAAGAAACAUUUCGUGUGUCAGAAGGUGAAGCUGUUCCGGGCCUCCGAGCCGCUGCUCAGCGUCCUGAUGUGGGGGGCGAACCACACGAUCAAUGAGCUCAGCAAUGUUCCCGUCCCCGUCAUGUUAAUGCCCGACGACUUUAAAGCCUACAGCAAGAUUAAGGUGGACAAUCAUCUCUUCAACAAGGAGAACCUGCCCAGCCGCUUCAAGUUCAAGGAGUAUUGUCCCCUGGUGUUCCGGAACCUGCGGGAGAGAUUCGGGAUCGACGACCAGGACUACCAGAACUCGGUGACGCGCAGCGCGCCGGUGAACAGCGACAGCCAGGGCCGCUGCGGCGCGCGCUUCCUCACCACCUACGACAGGCGGUUCGUCAUCAAGGCCGUGUCCAGCGAGGACGUGGCGGAGAUGCACAACAUCCUCAAGAAAUACCACCAGUUCAUCGUGGAGUGCCACGGGAACACGCUGCUGCCCCAGUUCCUGGGCAUGUACCGGCUGACCGUGGACGGCGUGGAGACCUACAUGGUGGUCACCAGGAACGUCUUCAGCCACAGGCUGACCGUGCACAGGAAAUACGACCUGAAGGGCUCAACAGUAUCCAGGGAAGCAAGUGAUAAAGAGAAGGCCAAGGAUCUGCCAACGUUCAAGGACAACGACUUCUUGAACGAGGGGCAGAAGCUGCACGUGGGGGAGGAGAGCAAGAAGAACUUCCUGGAGAAGCUGAAGCGGGAUGUGGAGUUCCUAGCCCAGCUGCGGAUCAUGGACUACAGCCUGCUGGUGGGCAUCCACGACGUGGACCGGGCCGAGCAGGAGGAGAUGGAGGUGGAGGAGCGGGCGGAGGAGGAGGAGUGUGAGAACGAUGGCCCCGGGGGGAACCCCCUGUGCUCCUACGGGACCCCCCCCGACAGCCCCGGCAACCUGCUCAGCUUCCCGCGCUUCUUCGGGCCCGGAGAGUUCGACCCCGCCGUGGACGUGUACGCCAUGAAGAGCCACGAGAGUGCCCCCAGGAAGGAGGUUUAUUUCAUGGCCAUCAUCGACAUCCUCACGCCCUACGACACCAAGAAGAAAGCUGCACACGCUGCCAAGACAGUGAAACACGGGGCCGGGGCCGAGAUCUCCACGGUGAACCCCGAGCAGUACUCGAAGCGUUUCAACGAGUUCAUCUCCAGCAUCCUGGCGUAGAGAGGAGCUGCAGGGCUGCAGGGCUGCAUGGCUGGACAGCACCGCUGCAGCAGCAGCAGCAGCAGCAGCAGCAGCAGCGGCACCUCGUGCCAAACCCAUCCUCACCCUCGCUGUGGCACCAGCGCCCGAAUCUCCGAGGGCUUUUUCCAGACGAGCCAAGCGCCUCCUUCCAGCCCUGCCCACGGUGCCCGGGGACGUUUUCUGCUCCUGCCGAGGGGGUGGCACGCAGCUGGCACUGUCCCCAAAGCAACACCACCCCCAAGGCUGGCACUGUCCCCCCAAAAGUGACACCACCCCCAGAAGGGUGACACCGGAGCAGUGCCUGACUCACCAACCACUCCUCGUUUUUUUUGUGCUGUUGUUGUUGUUUUUGUUUUAUCGGACUGGAUUCAUCCAGAAAAACAAUCAAAAAAAAAAAUACACAAAAAUCCCCUUUUUUUUAUUUCCCUCUCGCUAGGAAUUGGAAGGAAACCAGCUCAGCAUUUCAAGGAUGGGCAAACAGAACUCUGAUAAAAAAAGGAGGAGUUGCUGAAUUUUAGGUAAAUUCAGACUGGGACACUUUACUUUUUUUUUUUUUUUGGUUAAUUUAAGGAAUGGGGAAAAAAAAAAACAACGCAAACCACUUUUUUGUAACUGCACUCGAUUUACAAGAAAGAUGAGGGAAAUGAACAUCUACCAAAGAUGAUCUCUGAAAAAAUCAAAAGGUGGAACUCUUAAAAACUAAAAACAAGCAGAGAAAUGAGAGAGGCUCAGCUCCUGAUGUGCUCAGAGCUGGGCUGAUUUCACUCAGCCAGCCCUGAAAAUUUCCUAAAGAGAAAAGUUAAAAAAAAAAAAAUUAAAAAAAAAGGCAUUUUUGUACCUGUAGAUCAGAUUUGGAGCCAUUUCCUCAUCCAGGAGUGGCUCUGAGGUCACCACCAUCCUGCCAGUGUUAAUUAGCUAAUUAAUUAACCACUCAGUCUUCCUUCCUGCUGCAGCUCCUGACAGAGCUCGCUGGGUUGGUUUUUUGCUGUUUUAUUUUUUUAAAAAAAUGUGAUUUUGCACAGCCUGGCUGCCAGAGGGGGAGCGCUGAGAGCUGAGCUCAACCCCCCAGGAGUGAAAAUUAUGAAAUUUCCACCCAGAUUUCAUUUCCAGCCCCCCCUCCAAGGAUUUUAGGACUGCUUGAAAUGACUGAAAUCUCCUUUUUUUUAAAAUUUUAUUUUGUCUCCUUUAACCCUUUCACAGCCAAGCUGGGCAGCCUCGCCGUGGGUUUUGUUUUUUGUUUUUUAAUUUUAUUUUCAUUUCUCUUUCAAAGCAGGAUUUAAGAGUUUUGAACAAACCUCUUUGCAGUUGCUUCAUCUGCCUUGGAACUGUUUUUCACACUUGCCUUUGUUUGGGAAUGUCAGUCCUGUGCUGUGACACUUUUUUUGCUGUGUGGAAUUUUUUGGUCCUUUUUCAGACGUAAUUUGGUGCUUAUUCCCCUAAAUUAACGCUGCCUUUGGGCUGGAUUCUGAAUGGGGUUUUGGUUUUUGUUUUUUUUUAAAUUUUAUUUCCUUUUCAUCCCCUUCCUGAUGUGAAUCCCACCUCAGGAAAGGCUGGAAUUGAACCCCCGAGGGUGCACUGUAAAUAGAAUUAUGGAAAAAUUAAAAAUUAGGGGUUCUGAUGGGAUUUGGAGGGUUUUUGGUCCAAAUUUUAGUUCCCUCUUUGCUGUCUUAAGGUGUGGAGCUGAAAAAGCCACGACCCAAAUGCAGCUAAAAAAUACUUUAAAAAAAUCAAAAAUCAAAAUACUUCAAAAAUACUUUAAAAAGGACUUCAAGGGCAUCAUCAGCUUCGUUUUGUGGGCAUUAAAUUGGUUUUUUUCUCUCUUAAUAAGCACUUAAGUUUACUGCUGAUUAGGAAUUAAACACAAAUUACUUUUUAUUCCUGACAGUUUUUAAAAAACAAACAAACAAACAAACAAAAAAAAAAAUCUGCAUUGAAUCUGCAACUUUGACCUGGUAAGUUUGCCCUUCUCCUUUUGGGGGAAGUAGCUUGGAAUUUUUUAUUCUCUUGAAAUCAUCUAUUAAAAAAGAAAAAUUUAAAUUAAAUAAAUAAAGAGGAGAAGAAAGGGGGAGGAAGAGAGCAGGAGGUGGGUGAACCCCACAGAGCAAACCCAGAGAAAAGGGAGUGAAAAUGGCAAAAAAAAAACCCCAAAAAUCUCCUUUAUUGAAUUGCAGAAUAAUGAAUAAAGAAUCAAAAACCAGAAAUCCUAACAGAUCUGACAAAAACUGAGAGCAGGGAAAAUUUCCUUAUUCCAGACUCCUGCUGGGAUUAAAUUUGGGGUGAUCUGGGGGGGUCCCACAAAGAUUCUGCCCCUUCCUAUUAUGUUCGAAGUGAUUAAAUGUGAUUUUCUCACCUAAUAAUGUUUUACCCAGCUAUGUAACUUUGUUUAACAGAAGCAUUUUUGUAUAUUGUUUACAUUUGGAGAAGUAGCAUUUACCUUCCAAAUGCUCAUUUUUUGUUUCUAGACAGUAUUUUUUUCUUAACAGAACGAGAAGCUGCAAAUAUUUUGAUUUGUUUUUAAAAGGGACUUUUUCUUUCUGUUUGUUUUCUUUUUGUUUUGCUUUGUUUUGUUGGUUUUUUUUUCUUUAAAAUCUUGUUUUAGGUCACUUUUUUAACAUGAGUAUUUAAAAAAAAAAAAAAAAAAGGAAAACCCAGCCCUUUAAAUUCUGGUUUAACAACUGUUUGUGCUGGUUUGUUUGGUUCUGGUGUGGAUUUAAUUCUGAUUUUUGCUCUGUUCCUGUCCUUGGCA